Molecule: messenger RNA, 4748 nt
Organism: Phodopus roborovskii (desert hamster)
Lineage: Eukaryota; Metazoa; Chordata; Mammalia; Rodentia; Cricetidae
Gene: Slmap
Product: sarcolemma associated protein
Exons: 24
Coding region: 319-2847 (842 amino acids)
Biological process (GO): regulation of voltage-gated sodium channel activity; protein localization to plasma membrane; regulation of membrane depolarization during cardiac muscle cell action potential
Molecular function (GO): protein binding
Source: RefSeq, a predicted model, not a curated record
AGGAGUUUUGUCGGCCGAAGCUGCCCAAUGUUUGAGCUUCUUCUUCUUAGGGAAGAUGGACUGAAAGCUGCUGGCUGGGGACAUUUUUUGGUCAAGGAACCUCUGCGUUUUAAAGGAGGCGAUGGGGCUUGCGCUGGCUUGUCUUCCUGCCCAAGUGAAGAGUUGUUGAUGUUCACUGGUUAUGCUUAGACAAUGCGCAGUCUGUUUUAAUUUAAAAAUUUUGGGGGGAUAGGGGUAUAGGCUUGUGAAGAGCAUUCCGAACCUGGAGGAGCUCCUCAUUGUCCCCGAUAGAGACGCCCCACCCCAAGCCUGUCCUCGAUGCCGUCAGCCUUGGCCAUCUUCACUUGCCGCCCGAACUCGCACCCGUUUCAGGAGCGUCAUGUCUACCUGGACGAGCCCAUCAAGAUCGGCCGCUCGGUGGCACGCUGUCGACCAGCGCAGAAUAAUGCCACCUUUGAUUGCAAAGUGCUGUCAAGGAACCAUGCUCUCGUCUGGUUCGAUCACAAGACGAGCAAGUUUUAUCUCCAAGACACUAAAAGUAGUAAUGGCACCUUUAUAAAUAGCCAGAGAUUGAGUCGAGGCUCUGAAGAAAGUCCACCAUGUGAAAUUCUUUCUGGUGACAUUAUCCAGUUUGGGGUAGAUGUAACAGAGAAUACACGGAAAGUUACCCAUGGGUGUAUUGUUUCCACAAUAAAACUUUUUCUACCAGAUGGUAUGGAAGCCCGGCUCCGCUCAGAUGUCAUCCAUGCUCCAUUACCAAGUCCUGUUGACAAAGUUGCUGCUAACACUCCAAGUAUGUACUCUCAGGAACUUUUCCAACUUUCUCAGUAUCUACAGGAGGCCUUACAUCGGGAACAGAUGUUGGAACAGAAGUUAGCUACACUUCAGCGGUUAUUAGCCAUCACCCAAGAGGCUUCAGAUACCAGUUGGCAGGCUUUAAUAGAUGAAGAUAGACUCUUGUCACGGUUAGAAGUUAUGGGAAACCAAUUACAGGCAUGCUCCAAAAAUCAGACAGAAGAUAGUUUACGGAAAGAGCUCAUAGCUUUGCAAGAAGAUAAACACAACUAUGAAACAACAGCCAAAGAGUCCCUGAGGCGGCUUCUCCAGGAGAAAAUUGAAGUGGUUAGAAAGCUUUCAGAAGUUGAGAGAAGUCUGAGUAAUACUGAAGAUGAAUGUACCCACCUGAAAGAAAUGAAUGAACGGACUCAGGAAGAACUAAGAGAAUUAGCCAAUAAAUAUAAUGGAGCGGUUAAUGAAAUUAAAGAUUUAUCUGAUAAACUAAAGGUAGCAGAGGGAAAACAAGAGGAAAUCCAGCAGAAGGGACAGGCUGAGAAGAAAGAAUUACAAAAUAAAAUAGAUGAGAUGGAAGAAAAAGAACAGGAGCUCCAGGCAAAAAUAGAAGCUUUGCAGGCUGACAAUGACUUCACCAAUGAAAGGCUAACAGCUUUACAAGUACGGUUAGAACACUUCCAGGAGAAAACUCUUAAAGAAUGCAGCAGCUUAGGGAUACAAGUUGAUGACUUCUUACCUAAAAUAAAUGGGAGCACAGAUAAAGAGCACUUGCUUUCAAAGAGUGGCGGGGACUGCACUUUUAUUCAUCAAUUCAUAGAAUGCCAGAAGAAGCUGAUUGUCCAGGGGCAUCUAACCAAAGUGACAGAAGAAUCAAAGCUUUCAAAAGAAAACCAGGCAAGAGCAAAGGAAUCUGACUUAUCAGAUACUCUGAGUCCAAGCAAGGAAAAAAGCAGCGACGACACUACAGACGCCCAGAUGGAUGAGCAAGACUUAAACGAGCCCCUUGCUAAAGUGUCUCUUUUAAAAGAUGACUUGCAGGGUGCACAGUCAGAAACUGAGGCCAGACAAGAAAUUCAGCAUCUUCGAAAAGAAUUGAUUGAAGCCCAGGAGCUAGCUAGAGCAAGUAAACAAAAAUGCUUUGAACUUCAAGCACUUUUGGAAGAAGAACGUAAAGCCUAUCGAAAUCAAGUUGAGGAAUCUGCUAAACAAAUUCAGGUUCUUCAAGUCCAGCUGCAGAGGUUACACGUGGAUAUGGAGAAUCUCCAAGAGGAAAAGGACACUGAAAUCUCCAGCACAAGAGACAAAUUGCUUAAUGCCCAAGAUGAGAUUUUGGUCCUUCAUCAAGCAGCAGCAAAGGCUGCUUCAGAGCGGGACACUGACUUUGCUUCUUUGCAAGAAGAGCUUAAAAAGGUGAGGGCGGAGCUUGAGAACUGGAAGAGAGCAGCAUCUGAAUAUGAGAAAGAAAUCUCUGGUUUACAGAGCAGUUUCCAGCUUAGAUGUCAGCAGUGUGAAGACCAGCAGAGAGAGGAGGCAACAAGGUUACAAGGUGAACUAGAGAAGUUGAAAAAGGAAUGGAAUCUAUUGGAAACUGAAUGCCAUUCUCUAAAAAAGGAAAAUGUUUUGUUGUCAUCAGAACUGCAGCGGCAAGAAAAAGAAUUACACAAUUCUCAGAAGCAGAGUUUGGAGCUCACUAGUGACCUCAGCAUCCUCCAGAUGACCAGGAAAGAGCUCGAGAACCAAGUGGGAUCCUUGAAAGAGCAACACCUUCGAGACUCAGCUGACCUAAAAACUCUUCUCAGUAAGGCUGAAAACCAAGCAAAGGAUGUUCAGAAAGAGUAUGAAAAGACACAGACUGUACUCUCAGAAUUGAAGUUGAAGUUUGAAAUGACUGAACAGGAAAAGCAAUCAAUCACAGAUGAGCUCAAACAGUGUAAAGACAACCUGAAGCUGCUGCGAGAGAAAGGAAAUAAUCCCUCCAUAUUACAACCUGUCCCAGCCGUAUUCAUCGGCCUAUUCCUGGCUUUCCUGUUUUGGUGUUUCGGUCCAUUGUGGUAGAGAAAGAAACCCUGGCCCUGGAUGCCCAUGUUGGCGGCCCUGGUUGCGGUGACAGCCAUCGUGCUGUAUGUGCCAGGUCUGGCCAGAGCUUCUCCAUGACAGUGUGUCUUGAGUCUGUACACCGUCCUCCCUCUAGAAGCUGCCUCUCACUCAUGCUGGAGACAAAGCAGAACCAUUUUUUUCUUUUUUUACCUCUUAAAACAGCAAAGUGCAAGAAUACAGCUGUAGGGUCAUUGCUUUAACUUAUAUAAAAAUAUAUCUGUCUAUAGAGAGGAUAUAAAGUUGUGAAUUUAUUUGGAUUUUCAUGUAAUUUUUAAAUUAGUAUGUUGAGAUUCUGAAUAUUAUGGUGGCCUAAAGUAGGCUUCUUAGUGCACCAAAUUAUUUAUACCAUAAAUUUAUAGAUAUUUUACUCUGAAUUCUGAUGGCCACAUAAUUCAUUUUUCUGAUUCGAUAACUACUCAAACCGAACAACCAAUAUAUAGAUGGGAAGAGAGGCCCUGUGUGCUCAGUGCCUAUCAGUUUGAAUAUAUACAUACACAUACAUACAUAUAUAUAUUUUUUACAUAUUUACUCCAUUUUUACUUGUUUAAAAAACCACUGAGCUAUUGGGAACAAGACCUAUACAAUUAUUUGUGUGGAUUUUUUUUUUAAAAGCAAAAACACAUUUGGAAAAUAUUCUGUUAUGAUGAUAAUUUGAAGAAUACAUAAAAUGUUUGUUCAGCCUUAAUAUGACUUGAAGAUGUAAAGGACAUCAGCUUUGAAAAACUUUCCAUGAGAGUUUGUAUUUUCUUGAGCAAACUGAAAUAUUUCUGGGAGCAAAAACAUAAUUGCAUAAUUUCAGUGCAAUCAACCAAACUUUUAAGUGAAUUGGAAUGUAACUUACUAAAUCUCAUGUAUUUAAGAAAUGUUUUCUUUAAAAGCCAAGUUACCUUCUCAUAUACAGCAGUUUAGAAAGCAUGAUUUUUUUUUUUCUGUCAUCUGUUCCUCCAAGCAUGUUUAAUUGAAGGAAGAAUUAUAUCUGUUUAGAUAAGCUUUUAUUGACUUAAUUUGGUUAUGAUGUGGAGCUAAUUCACAUUCAGGGUGAACUGAUGUUACCUACCAAGAUUUCUUCCUUGGGUAUACAAAUGGUUUUUUUUUUUUUUUUUCUUCCUUUCUUUUUUUUCCUUUGCUUUUCUUUCUUUUUUUCUUUCUUUUCUUCCCCCCCCCCCUCUUUUUAUUGUUAAUCCGGACAUAAUUAGCACUAUUCCCAAGAUUGGUAGUGUUCCAAACACAAUGACACACCUAAGCACUGCUUGACAUUAUACAUUUAAAACACGGGGGUUAACGUUUAGCUAUGGUUUUGUGCAGUACUAUAGUGAUGUUAGUAUUCUAAAGCAUUACAUAAUUCAGUUUUCUUCAGUUCGUGAAGACUGGGAGGGAACAUUGGUGAAUUGGCUUGAAUGUUCUAUGAGAAUACCCUGAUCUAGCCAGAUACUGAGAAUAGGAGUUUAGGAUAUAAUUUGCCUUGUGAUAUUUGGCAGUCAUUGUUUUUACUUUAAAAGUUGUAUUUAAAGCUAUUUGGGAUUGUUGCCAGGAGAAUCACUAGAUUUAUGGAGGGAUUAGCCACAAAUGACUUGUAGAAAAUAUUGUCAUAUAGUUCAUUUUAUCAUUCUCUGUUGCAGGAAGCCACUCUACCACAGAAUGCUAAUAUGCCAGUGGUACUCAGUACCUCUUGUAUAUAGUUAUUGCAAAUACUGUUCUGAAAUGCUUAACUUCAAAAUUACCUUUUUUAAAGUAAAUAAUUGUUUGAAAUCUAUUUUGUAAAGAUAAAACGUACAAUAGAAUUUCUGGAGUACAGAUUAAACUAUUUGCACUAACACACAUGAUGUGCAUGAUUUAAUAAAAUAACUUUAAUCUCCCUA